AAAAAAAAAAGUGGAGCCAGGAGUAGUGGGGGAACAGCAGUGGGGUCAUAAACUCUUGAGGGUAGGACAGUAGCAGGAGGGAAUGGCACUUUGUAAGCAGAACCUCUCUAGUUCAAGGGCCACUGAUGAUAAGGGACAAGGAAGAUGGAACAAAUGGACCAACCCUAAUAGGACUUAUGUAGGUAAUGUAGGGUUGGAGUCAGAGGUAACCCUGAGGUCACAGGCCCAGAAGGCUGGCAGGAUGUGAAACUUGGGGAGAGUAUGGUGGAUAGGAAGAAGUGUUCGGUGGGCAGCAUCAAAUCCAGGUCUGAGUCCUGGUGAGAGGCUGGACCUUCGGUUCUAGGGGUUGCUGACUCCCAUAGAGAGGGCCUAAUGGCCAGUCAUGGCAUUCAGAAUAGUUACGUGCCUUGAGCCGCUGGAAAUUCAGGUGGUCCCUGAAUCUUCUUGGCAGCCUUUAAGCCAGAAUCUGUGCUUAGUUAGAGUUUAUAAUCAGGUGCUUGUUAGGAAAGGUCUCCAUGAUGUGUUUGAGUUCCCAGGCAGUAGGAGUUGUAGCCCAUGCAUCUGCUGGGCCUGCUGCUACAAAGUUUGGAAUGAGGGGCCUGCAGAUAAUUGGGUGCCCCCUUCACUGAAAACGUCCAGUUAAGGCUGCUUGGCCUCAGCUAUCCUCUUGACUGUUGUUUGGGAGAAGGCUAUUGCCCAGACGCAUCCGCCUUGUGGAGUGGCUAUCUUUGAGUUGGACAUGCCCUUAGAAAGGCCCUUGCCCAGCCUCAGUAACUUUCACUACUUGGACAUCCUUGUUUUCUAUCCCAGGAUAUCCUCUUUGAUGCAAAUACACACAAAGUGAAGAAGUUUGUCCUACACACCAAUUACCCUGGGCAUUAUAAUUUUAACAUGUGAGUAUACCUGUACCUGCCCCUCCCAAGAACUGAGCUUUGGGUUGAAAAUUCCCAGUAAAAGAGAGCCUGUGGCUUUGAAUGUUCACUAAUUUGUACCUGAAUUCUUACAGUUUCGUGGGAAAUGAACAUUUCCUGAUUGUUUGCUCUGUUCCUGGUACAGUGUCAAUACCUUAUGUCUCUCCAUUUGUACCCAUUUUACAAAUAGGGAAGUAGGUUCAGAGAGCCUGGUAUCUUAUCCAAGAUGACAGGGUCUUCAGACCCCAGAGCAGGGCUUCGGGGGUGGGUUCAUUCUGUGUUUUCCUGGGGUGCGGGGUUGAGAUGCGCGGGUGGUCAGGCCUCUCAGGGGGCCCAGCCUUUAUCCAUCUGGCUUCUCUCUCUAGUUAUCACCGCUGUGAGUUCAAGAUCCCACUAGCCAUAAAGAAAGAAAAUGCAGAUGGUCAGACAGAAACAUGCACAACCUACAGCAAGUGGGACAACAUCCAGGAUCUCCUGGGCCACCCUGUGGAGAAGCCUGUUGUCCUGCAUAGGUCCUCCUCCCCAAAUAACACCAACCCAUUUGGCUCUACAUUCUGCUUUGGUCUUCAGCGGAUGAUCUUUGAGGUCAUGCAGAAUAACCAUAUUGCCUCGGUGACCCUGUAUGGCCCCCCCAGGCCUGGUACCCACCUGAGAACAGCGGAGCUCCCCUAAGGACAUCACCACCCAUGCCCCUCUGCCCCGUGGAGCUGUGCAUUGCAUCCUAUUCAGCGGGCCUCCAUGUGCCACCCUGUGGGUUUUCUUGGACACCUUGCCAGUGUUGAAAGGCUGUUGUGAUGUUCUGAGGUGGGGCUCAGACUGGGUGCUCUGCCAUGGGGUGAGAGGCCCAAAUAUUCCUCUGUCCGUCCUCAGCCUGCUGGUGCCAACAGAGGACACAGACUGCAAAGAGAAGCACAAACUCUGAGCCUUGAUACCUGGACCCAGGCGACCUCGACUAACACAUACGGAGGCAGAGUUCUGUCUCUCCUGUUCCACACGCAUUGGAAAAAGUUGGGACUCUUUCUGGUGGCUGAGGACACAGGCACCCAGGACGAGGACGAGGUCCGGCCUUUGGCCCAUCAUUGCCACGUGACCCUUAAGGCAAGCAGGUAGCAUGUCCAUAGUACUUGGUUGCGACUUUUGCACUACAUCCACUUUAGUUACUUGAUGAGCUGGCUGUGGCCAAGGUGGCCCACCUGCCUUUCCCUGUUCCUUCUUUGCACGCGCUCCCUACCAGGCCCAGUAGGCACGCCCAACUCAUUGAAACACAGCUUUUUACCAUCCAGGUAUGUGCCCAGGCCUGGUUCCUACCCCUCUUGGAGCCAGCCUUCAAGGUCACCUGUGCCCCUGCUCUGCCCCAACCUGGCUGGCAGGCUGCAUGUUUCCAUCCUGUUUGCCUCUUUUAUUUAAUGCCAAAGUUUUAGCCAAAGACAUCUUCCUCCUUUUAUUGUUUCAGCAUUCUGUUCUGCACUGUGGGCUGGCUCUCUUGCCCCAACCCUGGGCAAUGUCCCCUGGCCGGGCCCAUUCAUGGCUCAAGGCCUCUGGGGGCUCAAGGAAGGCUGGGCUGCUCAGUCUUUUCAUGGGUCUUGCUAAGGAAAGUAGCAUAUGUGCUUUAAAAAUAAUCCUUUUGAAAAGAAUUGAGAAGAGAAAUGUAUAAUUUUAUCCCAUUUUUAAUAUUUUGGUCUAGCAACUUGUGAUACAUAGAUGACAAUUUUGUGAGUUUUUCAAAUGUGUGUACAGAUUUUUGUAAAUAUGACUCUUUUGUAAUUAACUCAUGUACAGCCUCAUCCUGUAGAGUUUAACAAUGAAUGUGCAGGGGACCUGCCCUAGGCUCCUAGGUGGUUCCUGGGCUUAUAGCCAGGCUUAUGUGGCGUUCCCAUAAUUUUGUGACUGACUGGUGUCUUCCCAUUUGGACUGUGGCCUGGCCAGAGACCCCCCCCCCACACAUCCCCCUGUAGGGGCAGCCAGGACUAUCCCCACGUUCUUCAUGCCCUGCCCAUACCCCUCCAAUAAAGACCUAUGCCCUCAGCAGCUGCUCACCAUGUGCUGUUGCUGGGAUGUUUGUGCUAAAAUAA
This is a messenger RNA of Leptonychotes weddellii (Weddell seal), 2983 nucleotides long. The record is from RefSeq and is a predicted model, not a curated record. Lineage: Eukaryota; Metazoa; Chordata; Mammalia; Carnivora; Phocidae.